Molecule: messenger RNA, 2325 nt
Organism: Cooperia oncophora
Lineage: Eukaryota; Metazoa; Nematoda; Chromadorea; Rhabditida; Trichostrongylidae
Source: the annotation of a GenBank genome assembly
AUCAUCCCGGGCUAUAAAAAAUUUGCACAGGCCAUUGCGGCUGAUAACUUUGUUCAGGCUGAUGUUCGUAAAAUUGAUACCAAUCUUUACCGUGUACGGCUCAGUAUCCGGGAUCGAUUGCUGUUUUCGCUGUAUCGUUAUCAUGGUGAAACUGUCUGCCUUGUACUGGAAUAUAUUCGCAAUCAUGCCUAUCACACUUCACGUUUUCUUCGCAAAAAUGUGGUUAUUGAUGAAGACCGCGUACAACAACAACCUGUGCCGGAUCCUGUUGAUAUAGCGACUGAAACACUGACGUAUAUCAAUCCGUCUCACGGGCGUUUUCAUCGUCUGGAUAAAAUGUUGUCCUUUGAUGAUGAGCAGCAGGCGUUGUACGAACAUCCGCUACCGCUGGUGAUUGUGGGAUCUGCAGGGAGUGGUAAGACGGCGCUGGUACUGGAAAAAAUGAAGCAGGCCGCGGGUGAUAUACUGUAUCUCAGCCUCUCCACAUUUCUGGUGGAAAAAGCACGAACGCUUUAUAACGCGUCGGGGGAAGGGAGUGAUGCGCAGAAUAUUGACUUUCUGUCACUGACGGAAUUCCUGGAAACCCUGCGCAUUCCGGAAGGCCGGGAGGUGACCUUCAGGGCAUUCAGCGACUGGCUGCCCCGCAACAGGACCACCGCUGCGCUGGGGUCUGCCCAUACCCUGUAUGAGGAGUUCCGGGGUGUGAUUGGUGCGGCCGUUUCCGGCAACGGACCACUGUCCCGGGAGGUGUAUCUGUCGCUGGGGGUACGGCAGUCGCUCUACAGUAUGGAUGAUCGCCCGACGGUCUAUGCCCUGUUCGAACGUUAUACGGCAUGGCUGAAACAGUCGCGUCAGUAUGACAGUAAUCUGCUCAGUCAUCAGUACCUGCCGCUGGCAGAGCCCCGUUACGAUGCCAUUUUUGUCGAUGAAGUUCAGGAUAUGACGCCUGUUCAGUUGCAACUGGUACUGAAAACAUUGCGUCAUCCCGGCCAGUUUUUGCUUUGUGGUGAUGCCAGUCAGAUUGUUCAUCCCAGCUUUUUCUCAUGGAGUUCACUUAAGAGCCUUUUUUUCCGGCAACACCAGGGGAACAAUGCUGCCAUUAAUAUCCUGCAGGCGAAUUACCGUAACGGGCACCAUAUCACCGCACUGGCUAACCGUCUGCUGAGACUCAGACAGGCCCGGUUCAGCGCCAUUGAUCGGGAAAGCCACCAUUUCGUCAGAAGCUGUGGUCAGACGGAAGGCGCAGUCCGGUUACUGGAAGACCGGGAAGAAAACCGACAGGAGCUGAACACCAAAACCUCACGUUCGAAUCGGGUGGCGGUCAUUGUGAUGCAUCCGGAACAGAAAGUACAGGCACGUUGCUGGUUCAGUACACCGCUGGUUUUUUCAGUUCAGGAGGUUAAGGGGCUGGAAUACGAAACGGUGAUCCUCUACAACAUGGUCAGCGGUGUCCGGCAGGCGUUUGAUGAUAUCUGUGAGGGGAUUUCUCUGGCGGAUCUUGAGGGUGAGUCCCGUUAUUCCCGUCCGCGGGACAGGCAGGAUCGUUCAGCGGAAAUCUACAGGUUUUUUAUCAAUGCGCUGUAUGUUGCGUUCACCCGUGCCACGCACAACGUGUAUCUUGUUGAACAGCAGGUGGCGCAUCCGUUGUGGCGCCUGCUUGCGCUCACGCAUCAGGAAGAGCAACUGAAUCUGCAGGAGGAGAUUUCCAGCCGUGAUGAGUGGCAGAAAACUGCACAUUUGCUUGAGAAACAAGGGAAGCAGGAGCAGGCGGAUACCAUCCGCAGCCGGCUCCUGCAGCAGUCUGAAGUACCGUGGCACAUCAUUACCGCAGAGGAAGCCCGGCAGUGGAAAGAACAGAUCCUCGCAGGCACGGCCAGUAAAGCCACACAACUGCAGGCGCUGGAGUACAGUCUGAUUUACUCCCUGUUUCCGCUGUAUAAUGCGCUGUACCGGGAAGAUUUUAAGCCCACCAGACAGUCCAGGGCGAAGAGUCUGCUGUUGCUGGAGCAGAAAUAUUUCCGGUCAUACUCGGUGAAUAACCCGGUUGCGGUGUUGCGGGAUAUUGAGCGUUAUGGUGUUGAUCACCGCUCGCCGUUUAAUCUUACUCCGCUGAUGUCAGCAGCCCGGGCAGGCAACAUUGCACUGGUUCAGUUACUGCUUGACCGUGGUGGAAGAACGGCUCAUCAAACUGGACAACCGGCAGAUGGCAAUGUUUCUGGUGCUCCUGAUGCAGGCACUGUUCUUCACGCAUCUGGGGAGUGCUCUGGCCUUUUCGGAAGCUUUCAGUGCGGCACGGCUGGCAGAGUGUGUGGCUCACCUUCCUGA